Anguilla anguilla (European eel) is the source of this 1641-nucleotide messenger RNA. Its product is annotated as neurexophilin-4-like. The record is from RefSeq and is a predicted model, not a curated record. Gene Ontology annotation, molecular function: signaling receptor binding. Bases 470 to 1297 code for a protein of 275 amino acids. NCBI's taxonomy places the organism in Eukaryota, Metazoa, Chordata, Actinopteri, Anguilliformes, Anguillidae. The transcript has 3 exons.
UCAUGAACCUGGAGAAGCUGUGUGGGCUAGAGGCUCUGGACAGUUCCUCUACGCCCAGAGUUUCCAACAGAGGAGGAGAAGAUUUUUGCGCCCAUGAGACCAACUUUAGACGCGGAGCUGAACUGUAAUUAUAGUUUAUCGAUAGACGCUCACAGACGUUCACGCACUAAAUGCUAAAGAUUCAUCAGUUUUCUUUUUUUUCUUCUUCUUUCUUUUCUGUCUACUCGGAUUGCUGGUUUCCCUGACUGCGUCGCUCGCGCUGUAGGUGUAUGUUAACCCGGGGAGAUUAGUCACAUCCGGUCGGUUCGCGGUUCGGGAAGAGAGAUGAAGGUGUUCCACUGGACCAUCGCGAUUCUCAGUCACUGGUGUCUGUUAAAGGCAGCUGAACCGAGCCAAAGAAAUCCUGGAAAAGACAAGAGACCAGAAAAUAAGAUGAAAUCUCUGCAGCCAGUGAUUUAGCCUACACUGUAUGCUAAAGGUGCAGGGCCUGGAUGAGCAGCUCUCUGAGUCUCUGGACUUCCUGACUGUGGGCCCAGCUGGUUCCGUGCUGAAGGCUCUUCCUCAUGGGGGGGGAGCUGAAGCUUCUGGGGCUGUGCCCCCCCCCUUUCGGGCCUCCCGGAUCUUCUCCACCCUUGACGACCCCGCCUCCGAGUCUCAACCCCCCAGCUACAGCCUCCUGAACCCGUCCGACUGGGCGCGGAACCAGUCCCUCCCCCAGAACCCGCCAGCGUCCCGCGCCAAGCGCCGGGCCCCGCUGAAGACCGCCAUGAAGGCCAAGAAGAUCUUCGGCUGGGGCGACUUCUACGUCAACAUCAAGACGCUCAAGUUCAGCCUGCUGGUGACCGGCAAGAUCGUGGACCACGUCAACGGCACCUUCAGCGUCUACUUCCGCCACAACUCGUCCGUCCUGGGCAACGUGUCCAUCAGCAUCGUCCCGCCCAGCAAGGCCGUGGUGUUCGAGGCUCCGCCCUCCUCGCCCUCGCUCCGCCCACGCCACGACCCGGAGGCGGAGGUGCGGGACAAGCAGCAGUCCACGCUGCACGCCAGGGAGAAGGUGGCGUUCAACUGCCAGGUCGAGUACGAGAAGACCAACCGCGUGCGGAAGCCGCGGCCCUGCCUGUACGACCCGGCCCAGACCUGCUUCCUGGAGCACACGCAGUCCCACACCGCCUGGCUCUGCGCCAAGCCCUUCAAGGUCAUCUGCAUCUUCAUCUCCUUCUUCAGCGUGGACUACAAGCUGGUGCAGAAGGUCUGCCCGGACUACAACUUCCAGAAUGACCUCCCGUACUUCGGGUGACAGGAACCUCUGAAAGUACCAUUGGGGGAUUUGGGGGGGGGGGGGUGGGCUGUUGAAUAUAUGUAAUUCCCCCUCUCCCCAGCACACAGGACAAGGUUUUUUUCGGGGGGUGUGGGUGGGAUGGAUGUUAUUCAGUUGCACUGUAUCAUGUCCUGACAUUUAAAAUGUUUACUCCCUUUCCCCCCCAGUUUGUGAAAAGCCCAGUUUGUGUUUAUAUCACUGCUCAGUGCUACAGCCUCCAGGAGGGAGAGUCAGUACUGCCUCCGGCACUGACACAGUCUGGCCUUCACACCAGACCCAUCCAGACCCAUCCAGACCCAUACUGACCCAUCCUGACCCAUCCU